Molecule: messenger RNA, 1506 nt
Organism: Botrytis sinoallii
Lineage: Eukaryota; Fungi; Ascomycota; Leotiomycetes; Helotiales; Sclerotiniaceae
Exons: 3
Coding region: 1-1506 (501 amino acids)
Biological process (GO): NAD+ biosynthetic process
Cellular component (GO): cytoplasm
Molecular function (GO): pyridoxal phosphate binding; kynureninase activity
Source: RefSeq, a predicted model, not a curated record
AUGGCUUCCCCAGAGAAUCAUAUUGGUCAUGAGCAACAGGAUCAGCACGGACAACGAGAUCAGCACAUGAACAGCAGAGAAUAUGCUGUGUCCCAAGAUGCUCAGGAUCCUCUUCGUCAGAUCAGAGAUGAAUUCCUCAUUCCUUCUACGGCUGAUUUGCAAGCCGGGACUUUGUCAAGUUUAGAGUCUCGAACUUCCUCUCCUGGCGAUACCUGUGUUUACCUUUGUGGAAACUCACUUGGCCUACAGCCGCGUACUACCUCCACUCGUAUAGAACAAUAUCUCAAGACUUGGGCAACUCAAGGUGUAUUUGGCCAUUUCAAACCCCUUUCUGAUUCGCCUUUGCCAACAUGGCUACAUGUAGAUUCAAGUGCUUCGGAGAACAUUGCUCCUAUUGUUGGUGCGGAACCUUCGGAGGUUAAUGUAAUGCAGACUUUGACUGCCAAUUUACACCUUCUCAUGUCCGCAUUCUACAACCCUGAUAUCAAUGGCAGGCACAAAAUCAUAUUGGAAAGCAAGGCAUUUCCAUCAGAUCACUACGCCGUAGAGUCGCAGAUCCGGCAUCACAACCUCUCACCUGCUACGUCGAUGAUUACCCUGGAGUCGCGUUCAAUUACCGAACCCACACUCUCCACAGAUUACAUACUCAAAGCCAUUGAAACCCAUGCUAAAGAUACAGCGAUUUUGAUACUCCCAGGUGUUCAGUUCUAUACAGGCCAGUUAUUUGACAUACCCCUCAUCACACGCCGGGCUCGAGAUCUCGGCAUAUUUGUCAUUUGGGAUCUCGCUCAUGCAGUCGGAAACGUUCCACUUUACCUUCAUGAUUGGGACGUCGAUGCAGCUGCCUGGUGCACUUACAAAUAUUUAAACUCAGGACCGGGUUGCAUUGGUGGAAUGUUCAUUCAUGAAAGGAACACUCAAGUAUCUGCUUCGUCACAGAACACAGAUGCGGGGGCAGGUUUUGUAAAUAGAUUAAGUGGCUGGUGGGGCAAUGACAAGAAUACGAGAUUCGCCAUGGAGAAUCGAUUCGUGCCGAUAGCGGGUGCUGCGGGAUUUCAAUUGAGUAAUCCAAGUGUGCUGGACAUCACGAGUCUAAAUGCAUCUCUGGAGAUAUUCAAGCUUGCCGGUGGAAUGGAAAUGUUGAGGGCGAAAUCUGUGGAGCUGACUGCCUAUUUGGAGGAUUUGCUUUUAGAUACAGCGAUCUUCGAAAAGAGCAGGUUCUCGAUCAUUACACCUCGGGACAGAGAGCAGAGGGGUGCUCAGCUGAGUCUCCAACUUGCUGAUGGAUUAUUGAAUGUGGUCAUGAAAGAACUGGAGUUGAGGGGAGUGGUCGUAGAUGAAAGACAACCAAAUGUGAUAAGAGUGGCGCCGGCUCCUCUAUACAACAGCUUCGAGGAUGUAUGGAAGUUUGUGGAGGCAUUCAAAGAAGCAAUGGAUAUAGCUUGGAAGGCAAAGCUUGGAGAAGUAUCUGCUGAGGGCACACGGGAAUUAGAAUUGACCACCUGA